This is a messenger RNA of Nematolebias whitei (Rio pearlfish), 757 nucleotides long. RefSeq names its product hypoxanthine phosphoribosyltransferase 1, like (gene hprt1l). The record is from RefSeq and is a predicted model, not a curated record. Gene Ontology annotation, molecular function: hypoxanthine phosphoribosyltransferase activity; magnesium ion binding. The transcript has 9 exons. NCBI's taxonomy places the organism in Eukaryota, Metazoa, Chordata, Actinopteri, Cyprinodontiformes, Rivulidae. Bases 81 to 728 code for a protein of 215 amino acids. Gene Ontology annotation, biological process: GMP salvage; IMP salvage; purine ribonucleoside salvage.
GACGCAGCUGCUCUCCUCGUGGUCCAACCCGAACAUGACUCUGCUGAUGAAUCUCUGCUGAGACCGACCGGACCGGAAACAUGGCUUCGUAUCUGCAGAUCUCUGAUGACGAGAAGGGACACGAUCUGGACCUCUUCUGUGUCCCCAGACAUUACGAGAACGAUUUGGACAAAGUGAUCAUCCCCCACGGCCUCAUCAUGGACAGGACGGAGCGACUGGCCCGUGACAUAAUCCAGGAUAUGGGAGGACACCACAUCGUGGCUUUGUGUGUGCUAAAAGGGGGCUACAAGUUCUUCGCAGACCUCCUGGACUACAUUAAAGUGCUCAACCACAACAGCGAUAAAUCGGUCCCGCUGACGGUGGAUUUCAUUAGAGUAAAGAGCUACUGUAACGAUAAGUCGAUGAACAGCAUCAAAGUCAUAGGUGGGGAUGAACUUUCCAACCUCGCAGGCAAGAACGUUUUAAUUGUUGAGGACAUCGUGGAGACGGGGAGGACGAUGCAGACGUUACUUUCUCUGCUGAGUGAAUGUAAUCCCAAGAUGGUUAAAGUUGUGAGCCUCUUGGUGAAGAGGACCCCGAGAAGUUCAGGGUACAGGCCAGACUACAUCGGCUUUGAGGUUCCAGAUGCCUUUCUGGUGGGCUAUGCUUUGGACUACAAUGAGUACUUCAGAGAUCUCAGCCACAUCUGUAUACUGAAAGAAGAAGCCAAGGAGAAGUACAAAAUGUGAGCGUUCAAAGCGUCGCAGAGAUGAUGUCU